AUGAUUGUUCCACUACCGUGGUAUUCAGGUCAGCAGUUCGAUGCAGUUGGUAAUCUUCGCGACUGGAUGGACGCAGAUGUGAAGAUGAAAUUUAUAGAGCGAGCCCGAUGUAUCGUCGACCAAUACGGGAUGAUUGAGGUGCCAGGCACUGGCCUGAAGGUGAAUGGUAGGCUGACUCAAGGAGAGAACAUCGCUGACAACGGAGGAGUGAAGCAAGCGUUGAGAGUCAGUUUUCAUUUUCAGACAACAAAGCUGUUUUGGAGAGUCAUUCGGGUAGCUGGAUUGAAACUUUUGUUCCGCGAAUAA
Molecule: messenger RNA, 306 nt
Organism: Haemonchus placei
Lineage: Eukaryota; Metazoa; Nematoda; Chromadorea; Rhabditida; Trichostrongylidae
Source: the annotation of a GenBank genome assembly